GAGACUUCCGGUUAUGCAGGAAGGAAAUUGACGAACACGUGACACGGUCGGGCGGACCACUGCAGACGGAGCGGUGGACCGAAUUGGGACCGCUGGCUUAUGAGCGAUCAUGUUUCUCCAGUAUUACCUCAACGAGCAGGGAGAUCGAAUCUAUACGCUGAAGAAAUUUGACCCGAUGGGACAACAGACCUGCUCAGCCCAUCCUGCUCGGUUCUCCCCAGAUGACAAAUACUCUCGACACCGAAUCACCAUCAAAAAACGCUUCAAGGUGCUCAUGACCCAGCAACCGCGCCCUGUCCUCUGAAGGUCCCUUAAACUGAUGGCGUCUCUUCUGCCGCCUGUUACCCCUCGGACACUCCGUAACCAAACUCUUCAGUCUGUGAGCCCUGAUGCCUUUUUGCCAGCCAUACUCUUUGGCAUCCAGUCUCUCAUGGUGAUUGAUCAUGCUUGUGUGAGGCAAUCAUGGUGGCAUCACCCAUAAAGGGAACACAUUUGACUUUUUUUUGUCAUAUUUUAAAGUACUACAAGAUUAUUAAAGAUAAAAUGAUUUGAAAAA
Molecule: messenger RNA, 556 nt
Organism: Symphalangus syndactylus (siamang)
Lineage: Eukaryota; Metazoa; Chordata; Mammalia; Primates; Hylobatidae
Gene: NOP10
Product: NOP10 ribonucleoprotein
Biological process (GO): positive regulation of telomerase RNA localization to Cajal body; rRNA pseudouridine synthesis; ribosome biogenesis
Cellular component (GO): box H/ACA snoRNP complex
Molecular function (GO): snoRNA binding; telomerase RNA binding
Source: RefSeq, a predicted model, not a curated record